Molecule: messenger RNA, 1572 nt
Organism: Paramormyrops kingsleyae
Lineage: Eukaryota; Metazoa; Chordata; Actinopteri; Osteoglossiformes; Mormyridae
Source: RefSeq, a predicted model, not a curated record
AUUUCCCUUUUCUGUCUCACAAAAUAUACUGCUGGCAUUAUUCUGCUGAGAGUAUUAAAGGAAAGUAGACUGCAUAAACUUGUUAAUAUGAAUAAAUGUCCAAACAUCAUUGUUAGAAAAAAAUGAGGGAAGCAUAUAUGAAAACAUUUUGCACAUUUGAUAAUUGCAUCAGAGUGAGGCUGCAAUCUGACGUCAUUAAUGGAAUCUGUUUAGAUAAACAAGGAGCUGUCCAACAACAAGUGUGGAAGUGGAUCCGUAAAGCAGCAGCUAAUGUCAUUCUGGACCCCAGAACAGCGCAUCGUAAUCUUACUGUUUCUGAGGACGGCAAACAAGUGAGAUUCAGUGACCACCUCCUACCUGACAGCCCACUGAGGUUCCAAACUUGGUACGGGAUCCAGGGAAAAGAGAGUUUCUCUUCAGGGAGACAUUACUAUGAGGUUGAGGUUGGGACAAGGGGAUGCUUUUCAGUUGGAUUUGUGAAAGAGUCUGUUGAAAGGAUGAAGUAUAUUCAGAAAAAUACAGAGAAUGGCUUCCUGCUGUUGAUACUAGAGAAGAAUGUGUACAAUGUUUCUACAGCCCCCCCCACCUCCCUCUCUCUGAAUGAGCCUCCUAAGAAGGUGGGGGCGUAUGUGGACUAUGAGAGGGGGCAGGUUUCCUUUUACAAUGUGGACACCAGGUCCCAUAUCUACUCUUUUACUGGUUACAACUUCAGUGAGAAUCUCUAUCCAGCUGUUAACCCCUGUAACAGUGUGACAUCAGGUCCCCUUAUCAUCUCUCCUGUCAGUCACACAGACUGAUCUGAAACAGCAGUUUUCACACAGACAAGGAUUAAUAACCGUCCAUUUGAUGAUUAUAAUGUUGGGCUUUUUUUCUGUGAUAUUUGUUUGUCUACAUGCUUUGUCAGUGCCAACAGCAUUAAAUGAACUGAGAGAUUACAAUAAUUGCUUACAUACUAUAUUACCCUGAAUCUACCAAAGAUCACCUGCCUGUGAAUAGUGAUCAAGUGAUUUUAGUGGAUACAGAUAUUUAAUGAUUUUAAAUACAAUCACAGGUUGCUUGCAUAUUUCUUUCAAAUAUUCUUUAUGUCUGCUGUUAAAAAAAUGUUUCCUUUGCUUUGUUAUCUCAUUUUAUAUUAAAUGCAAGAGUUUGUUUACUUAUUAAUUUUUAAGUUUACCUUGUUAUUGAAGAGUACCAGCUUUUGUAUAAAUAAUGAUUAUUGGGGUACAAGGACCAAGGACCUACGUUUUAGCAUUUGUCAGGAAGUGUGUCAUAGUUCAGAUUCACCACCUGAUGGCAGCAGAGAGAUCACACUCCAGCAGAACCUGUUAUUAAUGAGUAAUACCUGAUGCUUGUUUGCCAUAAUUAUCCUCCCUUUAAAUACAAGCUUAUCCAUCUGUGGUGUAUUGAGUCUUGCUGUGCUAAUUUCUACAUUCUGUAUAAUUAUAUUUCCCAGACGGGAAUACAUAUGGUUUUAGGAUCAGUCUGCCGGUCACAUUGUACAGGUGUAACAAUGCACCAUGGCACAAAAUCAUUUAUUAAUGUUAAUGCAAAGAGGCACAGUAGGAAUAAUUU